AUGGAGCAGGAAAGUGUCAGGGAGGAGCUGGGUAUCCCCCUCUACAAGAUGUUCAUUGAGGGCUGGGCACAGGUGAAGGAUUUCCAAGCCCGUCCAGAUGACCUGCUCAUCUCCACCUACCCCAAAUCAGGCACGGCGUGGCUGAGCGAGAUCAUGGACAUGAUCUACCAAGAUGGCGAUGUGAAGAAAUGCCGACGGGAUGCCAUCUACAACCGUGUGCCCUUCCUGGAAAUGAAGGACUCUGGGAUACCGAGUGGUGUUGAGCAGCUGGAGAACACCCCAUACCCAUGGCUCGUAAUGACCUAUCUCCCAGUCCAGCUCCUCCCACAGUCCUUCUGGGAGAAGAACUGCAAGAUUAUCUACAUGGCCCGCAACCCCAAGGAUGUUGUCCUCUCCUACUACUACUUCUACCAGAUGGCCAAGUUACACCCUGACCCUGGCACACUGGCUGAGUUCCUGGAGACCUUCCUGGCUGGCAAAGCAGCCUACGGGUCCUGGUAUGACCAUGUGCAGGGCUGGUGGGAGAAAAGAAAGGAGAAGAAGAGCCUGUAGCUCUUCUCUGAGGACAUGAAAAAGGGGAGGGACCCACGUCAGGAAGUGAAGAAGAUCCUGCAUUUCCCGGGCAAGGAGGUGGCGGAGGGAACGGUGGAGAGGAUCCUUCACAACACUGCCUUCCAGGCGAUGAAGAAGAACCCUGCUGCCAACUAUGAGACCAUGCCCACUGCCCUGAUGGACCACAACCUCUCCCCCUUCCUCCGUAAAGGGAUCUGUGGAGACUGGAAGAACUACUUCACUGUGGCCCAGAAUGAGCACUUCGACCGGCACUACAUGGCAGGCUCCGACCUCCACUUCCAGAUGGAGAUGUGA
Messenger RNA from Manacus vitellinus (golden-collared manakin), 867 nucleotides. Its product is annotated as sulfotransferase 1 family member D1. Gene Ontology annotation, cellular component: cytoplasm. Gene Ontology annotation, molecular function: sulfotransferase activity. Gene Ontology annotation, biological process: sulfation. The record is from RefSeq and is a predicted model, not a curated record. Lineage: Eukaryota; Metazoa; Chordata; Aves; Passeriformes; Pipridae.